This is a messenger RNA of Sitodiplosis mosellana (orange wheat blossom midge), 1638 nucleotides long. RefSeq lists its product as uncharacterized. NCBI's taxonomy places the organism in Eukaryota, Metazoa, Arthropoda, Insecta, Diptera, Cecidomyiidae. The transcript has 3 exons. The record is from RefSeq and is a predicted model, not a curated record. Bases 326 to 1120 code for a protein of 264 amino acids.
UAUUCUUGUGUGUGUGUGCUGGAGCAAGUAUAUUUUCAUAACAAAUCGAAGUGUGACUGUGGCGAUCGAAUCCAUUCGAAUCGAAUUGACAGUUCUUACUGUUUCUGCGUGAAGAACAGUGCAGUUUUUGUGUUCUGAAUUUCAUAACGAUGCGAAAUAUCUACUUUGAGUCGAAUUCAAACGAGAUUUUGAGUGUUCAUCAACACAUUUUUCUGGAUUGUGCUGUUGUAUUAGUUUUGCAUUUGAUUCGGUUGUGAUUUUUGACUAACAGGACAUUUGCACAACGACAAGAGCACAAUAUUCGAAAUUCAGCAUUGCAUGAUGCAUGGUCAGUUUGGUGUCAGAAUUCGUUGAGAUCAAAUUUGGUGAGCAUGAAAAGAAAGCGAGCCCAGAACGGGCGACCGUGAUGUAUCGAACUGUCGCUGAAUUCGGUUCUUCGGGCCAGCCGGAUAACAUUUCGAAAAAGGUCUACGACAGCAAUCCAUUUGUGUCCUGGGACACAAUAUUCAACAUGGACAAGAUUAAGAAUGUCGGUAAUGGCAAGACAUUUGACUACGCAAUCGUGACGGAUAGUGUGGCUGUUUCGUUGUGUUUCCUGAAGCCAGAAUGCCCCUCACACGAAUAUUCGCACGAGCAAAUCAACGAAAUGUACGAAAAUGGUGUUUUCCGCUUCGCUCUUGGCAUGGACCCUGCUGUGCGAACCUGGAAUGCCACGGUGCGAAAACAUAUCGCAUCCGGUGUGGAAGAAAACAUCACGAUCGACGGUCCGAAAUACCAUUUCCGAGCGAAAUAUGGUAAACGAAAGCGCAAAUCGGAAAAAUGGCUACGAUUGUUCACCGAAUUGGAGCAACACGAUCGAAAUCAAUAUCCAUUCUAUCCAUCGCCCAAGGGAGCCUCAAACUGGAUGAGUUACAUCGAACAUCGUGUGAAAAUGUUGCAGCCUGGAAUGGAGGUUUACACAGCACGCAAAUACAUUCGCCUCAAUCUCGAUAAACAUAUCGAGGAGACCCGUGCAAGUGAUACCAUCGCUGCUUUUUUGACCAGAAAAUUGCCAUCGCUCAUUUUCCUUGGUGCAGCUCAAAUGGCUCCAAAUUCGCCAAUUUGUAUUAAGAAACGAUAGCGGUCCCCUGGUGUACGAAAACUACUGAACAGCUUCAAGAAACUGAACAAUUGUUUGGUGGUAAUGGUUUACGAGUUCAAAACAUCGCAAACGUGUGCAAAGUGCUUUUGGCCAUUUGAUCGACGUACAAGAAAGGACCGCUACAAAGUCUGCCGUCAAUGCAUUCCACAUGCAGCAAAUAUCACGACUGACAAACACCUGAGCAGUGUGAUCAUCAGCAAGAAAAGCAACCGGUCGUAUCAACGAGAGCGACGACAUGUGGUUGCGGAAUAUGAACGAUUGAAUGUACAUCCAGUGUAUUCACAUGGUUUAGUGCCGAAACUCAAUGUAUGGUUCAAAAACUGGCAGCUAAACACUGAUUACACAUGGAACGAUUCACGUCAUCCACAUCAACAGAACACUGUUUGGCAUCGGGAUGAAGUCGCUGCCAAGUGCAUAUUGUACAAAGGUAUGUAUCAUAAAUUGAAAAAAAAAUGUGAAAUAUUCUGGCUAACAAUUGUUGUUUGUGAUUUCGGUUG